AACAUGUCCUCUGGUUGAAGAAAAAGCUAGCAAGGAAGCAAACUGUUUAAUGUUACUCACGAAGUUAAAAGGCAGAAAUGUCGCUACAGUCCAGCACUCAGACCGUUCAGUGUUACAGCCACAGUUGCUGCUGAAGUAGAAAUUUAGAAGAAAUUGUGUUUCUUACAAAGGAAUGAGCGAUACUUAUCAAGGAAGUCGCUCAGCUGGCUAGCGAAAAAGUAGCUAGCUAGGCUGCUAGCUUUCGUUAGCAAGGGAGUUCUUUGUUUUGUUUUUCAGGUGGACGUCCGUGUUAACCUUAUACAGUCUGUGGUGUAAACAUGAAGAGUAACUAGUGUGAACAUUUGCUUUAACAUUUAACGUUUAUGUAGGAGUUUUAUAAUCAUGUACAUUGUAUAUUUUGUACUAGUAGGUACUUGAACUGGUUUCUGGGAUAUUUAGACAAAAUUAGCCACCGAGAGCAACUUUAGCAGCAAAGGUCUGAUUUUUAACGUCGGCCAGGACUAGAGACACGAAGAUAUGGGCAACUGUCUCAAGUCUCCGACAUCAGACGACAUUUCUCUGCUUCAUGAAUCCCAGUCAGACAGGGCGAGUUUCGGUGACGGGACAGAUGCAGACCUGGAGCCACCUCCGCCGUACCAGGUGAGAGACAGCAAACGCUCAACUUCCAAGGAGCAGGCUCACAUGCCCAUGUACCAUCCCACGCCUAGUCAGGCCCGUCUGGCUACCCAGCUGACAGAGGAGGAGCAGGUCCGCAUUGCUCAGCGCAUCGGCCUCAUCCAGCACCUCCCUAAGGGUGUUUAUGAUGGAGGGCAAGACGGCUCAGAGAAAAAGAUCAGAGAAUGUGUGAUCUGUAUGCUGGACUUUGUAUAUGGGGAUCCCAUCCGGUUCCUGCCCUGUAUGCACAUCUACCACAUGGACUGUAUAGACGACUGGCUGAUGAGAUCCUUCACCUGCCCUUCCUGCAUGGAGCCUGUGGAUGCUGCCCUUCUCUCCACCUAUGAGACCAACUAAUUCUAAUCCCUCCUCCACCAAACUUAGACCAAUCAUGGCCCCUCCAGACCCAAACACACACAUACCCAACAACUGCCCUCUUAUAGAGUGGGAGGAGCUACAAUUUGAGCUAAAUGUGUUUGCUGUUUUCUUGCACUUUGAAAAAUUCAGAUUUAUUCACCUAACGUUGGCCUUCCAUGCCCCCAGGUCUAAAUAAGCUGGUCUUAAACUUAAUUUACAGAAAUUGGUAAAGUGUUUCCAGGUGACCCUUCACAAUUUUUUGUGUGUGUUCGUCAUGCUGAGUGAGCAUGUGGGAUGUGUGUGAGCUGUUUGGGCUCCUCGAUGACUGUGCAUUUCCACUUGAGCCGGUCUCAGUGGUGUUUCUCCCUAACUGACACCAGCUCAUCUACAUUUCUAGUUGGUCGUCAUUAAAACGGAUAAUUGGGUUAAGAGUAUUGACCAAAAUGCUGCAAGGUGUUGUUAGAGAAUGGAUUUAAUUUUAGGUUUUCUAUGGCGACAGUAGGCAAAGACUUCCUCAAAAUGGCCCUACACUUUGGAGAUACGGAAAUUCACAACUAUAGUUUACUGUUGGCAUUGGAUAAUAAGAUAUUUCUGCCCAGCUAGCCAGGAUUACAAAAGAAAAUAUACACAUACGUAACAGAAAUCACCCAAAGUUUACAACUACAAAGAAGAUCAAGGCUACAUGAUAUUUGGCCGCUCCAGAUGGCGAGACAGAAAAUGCUUUGAGUUAAAGGGAAAACUAUGUUGUAUAACUUGAAUGUUUCAUCAGACGGUGUGUAAAGUAGCUGGCAGCCAAUGUAAAGGGCUCAUUUGUGCAUGGGCAGGUGGAUCAGUCAGUCAAAAAUUAGAAAUGCUUGCACACACUUUUCAGCUGAUCCAGAGAUUUGCACUUUACUUAUAGGACAGUAUCUAAACAAUAUAUUAAUAUAUGUACCUUAAUAACCUUGCACUAUCAAUACUUCAUUCCUUUUAUUUCCUGAGAUGCAAAAGUUAUAUCGCUGAUAUUUUCAGAGCUGUCAGUAGUCACUCAUCACGUUAAAGUAAGCCUGACAAUGUAUUUCGUGAAACAUGUGAUUCAGUAGUGAGUCUCUGCUUCUUUCUGCUUGAUAUUUGAUUUUUGUGUGGAAGUGAAGGGACAGAGGCUUGCUCCAGUUUAAAGGAGAAGUUCAACAUUUUGGGAAAUGCAGUUUAUCUGCUUACCUGUCAAGAGUUAAAUGACAAGAUUGAUAAUCAUCCUGAUUCUUUGAGAUGAGUAAGAAGCUGCAACCAGGAGGCGAUUAGCUUAGCGUAAAUCAGGGGGAAACAGAUAGAAUAGCUUCUAAGCUCAAAAAUUGCCUAGCACGAACUCGAGUAAUUUGCGGUUUUACAGGGCGUUAUGUGCUGUUUGACAACAAAUUGUGUCAGCCAUUUAUGUACUUAAAUUAAACAAAUGAGAUAUAAUGUGCUAAGUAAUGAACUGUACAUGUGCUUGUAGGCCAGUUUUUGAACUUUGGACAGAGCCAGGCUAGUCAUUUCCCCCUGCUUCCUGUCGUUAAGUUACGCAAAUUUCCUCCCUCGUCUAGCUUCAUACUAUUGCAUGAGAGCGGUAUCAAUUUUCUCAACUUUGUCAAGAAAGUGAAGAAACAUUUUUCCCCAAAAUGUCAAACUGUUCUUUUAAAGCUAGAGUGGAGGACCUUCAAGCCCUUACCAAAUUACCAAGCCAGGUAAAUCUCUCCGUAUUUCGCAGUAUACUGGAGUAUUUAAAUUUGGUGUGUGUGGCAACAUUCCAGCGCUGGCGAAUCGGUAGAGAUGUGUUGUAUGCCAAUCAACAAUGAUUGGUUUGCCAGAGCUGAAGGGCGGAGCAACCAUAGUAACAACAGCAACUCAGUAGGACAGAGCUUAUAGGUCAUAAGCUCAUGUCAACAGUGAUGCGUAAUUACUGUCACUGUCAGAAGGGGGAGACAAAGUUGCACGCUGCACGUUUAAGAAACAAAUUGGGGGCUAUGUUCGAGGUGAACUUGAAACAGUUUAAUUUUAAAUCCAAAUUAGUACAAAGUCACUUUCUUUAUUACACGUCUCAUCUUUUGUUUUAUUGUUUUGUGCUGCUUUACUUCCAUUCACUGUAGGAUUAGUUACAAUCAUUGGUUUCCUUUUGAUUUGUGGUGUGUUUGGUGAUAGCGUGGCUGUCUAUUUUCCUGUUACCUGUGUUUUAUCUUCUACCUUCACAUUAUAUGUUACAUUUGUGUAAAAAUCCACUGUGUUCUUAGGACAGUAAAUAGAUGACCCGACUGUACAAACCUCUGUUCCAAUGAAUUUCAGAUUGAGAGAGACUUCUUUUUAUGGUGUGCUAGUUACAACUGAGAUAUCAAGUUUUCCAUCGUGCUUUUCCUUUGCUGUGUUUUUCAGCUUAUGUUUAUUCUGAAAAUUAAUAUUUCCUGUAAUCUUGUUUUCUUUUUUUUUUCUUUGGAAGGCUAAAAAGCUAUCAUGUUAAAAAAAUAAAUAAAGAAGACAAAAUAUAUGUAUUUUUUAAAAAUUGUUUAUUAGCAACAGGCAGUCACUCCACUCCAUCUUAUAAAAGCUGUUGGCAUCAGUCAGACAAAGUGGACUAAAUGCACGCCAAAGGGCAGAUUUGUGGCCCUAUGAUUACCAAAAUAAGAGAUUACAGAAUACACGAUUGCAAAAUAUUCCUUUGAGCCUUUUAUGAAUGCAAUCCUAAGCUCUGGCAACGGAGUGGAAAACGUGACUACAUAAUCAGGGUUCUCCAUUCAACUGAUGAUGUAGCAAGCGAGCCAAAUUGAUAAUGUUUGAUGCUUUGUUCCCUGUGCUUGCGUCAGCCGGGGAACAUGUGAGUGAAAUAGACUGUUGAGUGUUUAAUAUGAGAUGCACAAACGGAGUGGGUUUGUAAUUACAAAAACAGGUAAAAUGUGUGGACAGGUUCAGACCAAGAUCCAUUCAAACCAAGUGGAUGCCUUGUUUAUGUACAUGAAUCUUGCGUCUAAUGCAAUGUGGUUCAUAUCACACUGAUUACAAGGGCCAUAAUUGGACACACAAUUGGUUGCAACAUACCCUUUCUUCAGAUUAAGCAGUGACACAGUUAAUCAGCUUUGCAGUUCUGCAAGAUUUGAGAUCAGAUUCAGUUCACUUUAAGCAACACAAUAAGGACAGAGAUGGAAAGGUCACUUGUUCAAAUGCAACUGUAAAAUGAUUUUGUGUGACAAUAUAAUCAAUCUCUACAAGUACCUCAGGAAUUUAGGCUGAAGGAUUAUUGGUACUAGUUGUUUUUGCUGAAUUGAUGUAAUGAUAGACCAAGAGAAAUAUGUGCUAGUUUUAAGAAUCACCAAGCAUAAAUGUACAUCUAAGCUAUUUUAAUCCCUAUAAACAUCUCUGGAGAUUGGA
This is a messenger RNA of Micropterus dolomieu (smallmouth bass), 4386 nucleotides long. Its product is annotated as RING finger protein 11-like. NCBI's taxonomy places the organism in Eukaryota, Metazoa, Chordata, Actinopteri, Centrarchiformes, Centrarchidae. The transcript has 3 exons. The record is from RefSeq and is a predicted model, not a curated record. Bases 517 to 1011 code for a protein of 164 amino acids.